Messenger RNA from Penicillium cataractarum, 1497 nucleotides. Its product is annotated as NAD/NADP-dependent betaine aldehyde dehydrogenase. The record is from RefSeq and is a predicted model, not a curated record. Lineage: Eukaryota; Fungi; Ascomycota; Eurotiomycetes; Eurotiales; Aspergillaceae. The transcript is spliced from 2 exons. The coding region runs from base 1 to 1497 and encodes 498 amino acids. Gene Ontology annotation, molecular function: aldehyde dehydrogenase (NAD+) activity.
AUGUCCCUCCCCUUCCCGACCCGUCAGCUUUACUACGACGGCCAGGUGCGCGCCGCUUCGUCCGGCAAGACCUUCCAAACCGUUAACCCCGCCACUGCAACCCCGUUGGCCGACAUCCAGGUUGCCUCCAACUCGGAUAUUGACGCUGCGAUUGCUGCUGCUGAGCGUGCCUUCCAGGUUUGGUCGAAGACGACCUAUAUUGCUCGUGCUCGUAUCUUGCAGAAGGCGGCUGCUUUGUUGCGCGAGCGCAAUGACGAGAUUGCUCGUGUAGAGACUCUAGACUCCGGCAAGGCCUUUACGGAGACGAGUACCGUGGACGUUGUGACGGGUGCCGAUGUGCUCGAGUACUAUGCCAACUUUAUUGGUGGUGGUGGUUUGAACGGCGAGACGACACAGCUCCGUGAGGAUGCCUGGGUGUAUACGAAGAAGUCACCCUUGGGUGUCUGCGCAGGCAUUGGUGCUUGGAACUAUCCUAUUCAGAUUGCCCUCUGGAAGUCCGCUGCUUGCUUGGCCGCUGGUAACACCAUGAUCUACAAGCCUAGCGAAUUCACCCCUCUCCACGGCGAGACCCUCGCCCAGAUCUACACCGAGGCCGGCCUACCCGCCGGUGUCUUCAACGUGGUCAACGGAGCCGGCGAUGUCGGCGCUUACCUGACCAGCCACCCUACCAUCGCGAAGGUCUCCUUCACCGGCCAGGUAUCAACCGGUAUGAAGGUUGCUGGUUCCGCCGGCGGAAACAUGAAGUACGUGACGAUGGAGCUGGGCGGCAAGAGCCCGCUCAUCGUAUGCCCGGACGCCGACCUCGAGAGCGCCGUCGACGGCGCCAUGAUGGCCAACUUUUACUCCACCGGCCAGGUCUGCACUAACGGUACUCGCGUGUUCGUGCCGAGGUCCUUGAAGGCCGCUUUUGAGAAGCGUCUGCUCGAGAAAAUCCCCUUUGUGCGGGCUGGCCCGCUCUUCGAUGAACAGACCAACUACGGCCCCCUCAGCUCUGAAAUUCACUAUAAGAAGGUUGUCGAGUAUAUCCGCUACGGUAUCGAGAAUGACCGCGCAACCCUACUUACCGGUGGGCCCGGCAAGCCCGAUGUCCCCCAGGACCUUCAGGCCGGAUACUGGGUGAAGCCGACCGUCUUCACCGACUGCAAUGACGACAUGCGCAUCGUCAAGGAAGAAAUCUUCGGCCCCGUCAUGUCUAUUUUGUACUACGAUACCGUCGAGGAGGCCGUGCGCCGCGCUAAUACCACGGAGAUGGGUCUUGCAGCGGGCGUCUUCACAAAGGACCUUAACCAGGCCCACAAGGUGAUCGACCAGCUGCAGGCUGGUAUUACCUGGGUCAACACCUGGGGUGAGAGCCCCGCCGAGAUGGCCGUCGGUGGCUGGAAGAAGAGCGGUCUGGGCGUUGAGAAUGGCCAUAAGGGUAUUGAGGCUUGGCUGCAGAAUAAGAGCACCCUUGUUGAUAUGAGUGGGGCUGUGGCCACGGUCUUUGCCAAGCUUUAG